GCCGCGCAUCAGCCCCCCAUCAAUCAGGUCGAAGAAUCCCCGCCUCCCCUAGGGUUUCCGCUCCGCGAGCCGGGUCGGGUCGAGUCGGGGGAUCCGCCGCGCCAUGGCGUCGCGCCCGUCGCUGAAGGCGAAGCCCAAGGGCAAGGGCGGGAGGAAGGGCGCCGCCCCGGGCGCGGACGACGGGGAGGCCACCAGGGCGGCGACCGCGGUGCGGCUCGUCAAGGAGUGGACCACGUGGACGAUGAAGACGGCCAAGGUGGCGGCGCACUACGGCUUCAUCCCGCUCGUCAUCGUCAUCGGCAUGAACUCGGAGCCCAAGCCCUCCAUCACGCAGCUCCUCUCCCCCGUCUGAUCGGGGCCUCCCCCGGCGCCGGCAGGGCCCCGGGUGCGGUCGGUCCCGCCUGCUCUCGUAGUAGCUCAUAGCUGGUUAGUUGUUUUCACAUGUGCUGGAUCGAGUGAUGCUUCUGUGAGGAGGUUGAGCGUAAUAAUUUCUUGUUGGCGGAUGUGUCUUCUAUAGAACGGACCAAAUCUGUUAAGUUGGUUAUAUGAAUCUGCUAUAUGCUAUUAAUGUGAUGGUAUAUGAACUAGAUCCUUGUUCAUC
This is a messenger RNA of Panicum virgatum (switchgrass), 601 nucleotides long. Its product is annotated as mitochondrial import receptor subunit TOM7-1-like. The coding region runs from base 104 to 352 and encodes 82 amino acids. Gene Ontology annotation, biological process: protein import into mitochondrial matrix. The record is from RefSeq and is a predicted model, not a curated record. Gene Ontology annotation, cellular component: mitochondrial outer membrane translocase complex. The transcript has a single exon. NCBI's taxonomy places the organism in Eukaryota, Viridiplantae, Streptophyta, Magnoliopsida, Poales, Poaceae.